Molecule: messenger RNA, 1744 nt
Organism: Ziziphus jujuba (common jujube)
Lineage: Eukaryota; Viridiplantae; Streptophyta; Magnoliopsida; Rosales; Rhamnaceae
Exons: 1
Source: RefSeq, a predicted model, not a curated record
UUUGCUUUCUUUUCCUGCAGCCUACUUACUCCUUCUCUGUCUCUGAUCCAUGGUAUCAUCAUCGUUCCUCCUAUUCCUCCUACUCUUAUCAUUAUUGUUUCUUCUCCUCCUCGUCUAGCUCUUACUCGUCUCCUUUCUACUCCUCCUCCUCCUCCUACUCUUACUCCUAUCAUCAUCAUUCCUCCUUCUCCUCCUACUCGUCUCCCUCCUACUUGUCUCCUUUCUACUCCUCCUCCUCCUUUUACUUUUACUCCUACUCCUAUCAUCAUCAUUCCUCACCCUACUCCUACUUCUACUUGUCUCCCUUCUUUGUCUCUGAUCCAUGGCAUCAUCAUUGUUUCUCCUUCUACUCCUAUCAUCAUCAUUCUUCUUCCUACUCCUACUUGUCUUCCUUCUCUGUCUUUGAUCAAUGGCAUUAUCAUCGUUUCUCCUCCUACUCCUACUUAUCUCACUUCUCUGAUCUAUGGCAUCAUCAUUGUUCUUUCCCCUGCUCUUCUCCCUCCUCCUACUCCUACUCAUCUUCCUUCUCUGAUCCAUGGCAUCAUCGUCCUUCCUACUUUUGUUACCGCUGCUGCUUUUCCUAUUCUUGCUACAGCUGCUACUCCGACUCUUGCUCCCACUGCUGCUACUUCUGCUACCGCUGCUGCUUGUUCUUUUCUUGCUAUUGCUGCUGCUCCUUUUACUCUUACGACCGCUGCUGCUUUUCAUACUCCUGCUACCACUGUUGCUUCCAUUCCUACUACCGCUACUACUACUGCUACUCCUACUCCUACUGCCACUGCUGCUUCUCCUACUCCUACUCCUGCUCCUACUCCUGCAUUUACUCCUGCUACCGCCGCUGCUUCUUCUCCUCCUCCUACCGUUGCUGCUUUUACUCCUACUACCGCUGCUACUGCUCUUGCUACUACUCCUACUACCACUCCUACUCCUACUCCUGCUACCACUGCUGCUUCUCCUACUCCUGCUCUUACUCCUGCUACCACUCAUGCUCCUACUCUUACUAUCGCUGCUGCUUCUCCUCCUCCUCCUUCUCCUAUUGUUGCUCCUACUCCUGCUACCACUCAUGCUCCUACUCUUGCUAUCUCUACUGCUUCUCCUCCUCCUCCCUCUACCGUUGCUGCUUUUACUCCUUCUACCAUUGCUGUUACUCCUACUUCUACUCCUACUACCACUGCUGCUUCUCCUACUCCUGCUCCUACUCCUGCUAUUACUCCUGCUACCACCGCUGCUUCUCCUCCUCCUCCUCCUACCGUUGCUGCUUUUACUCCUACUACUACUCCUGCUACCACUGUUGCUUCUCCUACUCCUGCUCCUACUCCUACUACCACUCAUGCUCCUACUCUUGCUAUCGCUGCUGCUUCUCCUCUUCCUCCUUCUACUGUUGCUGCUCCUACUCCUGCUACCACUCCUACUUCUUUUACUUCUGCUCCUACUCCUGCUACCACUGCUGCUUCUCCUACUGCUGCUGCUGUUAUUCCUACUCCUACUCAUACUCCUACCCCUCAUAUCAAUAGUAUCCAAAUUUGUCUCCCUUCUUUGAUCCACGACAGCAUUAUCGCUCCUCCUCAAUCCAUCCACCUCAUAAUUGGCUAAUCCAGUUAGUCUCUCAUGGUUGUUCUCUGAUCCAUGCUCCAAAUCAAUCGUAUCCAAAUUUGUCUCUCUUCUCUGAUCUAUGAUAUCAUCGUUGCUACUACUAUUGCUACUCCUACUCAUACUCCUGCUCCUCCUCAAAUCAAUCGUAUCA